AUGGCUGAAAUUGCUGUUCGAAAGAUCGUGAUAGUGGGAGGCGGCGUCGCUGGAAUUUCACUAGCCCAUCAUUUACUCCGACAGACACUACCAGCUCUGACUGAAGGCCUUGAUCAAUCUUAUCAUGUCACUCUCGUUUCGCCAUCAUCGCACUUCUAUUGGAAAGUCGCAGCUCCACGCGUUUUGGUGGACCCCGAUUCAAGCCUCCCAGAGCCCUUUGUUGCUAUCGCAGAUGGGUUUCAGGAAUAUCCCGAAUCUCGAUUCACUUUCAUCCAGGCCCGUGCUACAAAUCUCGAUGAGCAAGCUCGAGCUCUGCAUGUACAGCUCGCGGAUACUAGUGAGGUUAUCUCCGUGGAAUACGACUCUCUCGUAAUUGCCACCGGAACGACCACUCACAGCCCCUUGUUCUCUUCAGCCGAGACCCACGCCGAGACGAAGCGCGUUCUCGGCGAAACGCAGAACCGCUUACGAGACGCUCAAUCUAUUAUCGUGGCUGGAGGGGGGCCGACGGGAGUUGAGACGGCAGGUGAGCUAGGAGCAAUGAGACAACACUGGUCCGGUCCAAAAAAAUCAAUCACCUUGUUAUCUGGCAAUGCAUGUUUGCUCCCCCAUGCCAAUCCUCGGACCUCUGCGAUAGCUGAGCAAAUGCUCCAAAAGCUGAACGUUGACGUGGUCCACGGAGUCCGGGUCACAUCUGCUGUCCAGAAAAAGAAUGAUCAAGGCCCAUGGGAGGUGAUUCUGAGCGAUCAGUCUACGCGAACAGUUGAUGUCUACAUUGAUGCAACUGGGAGCACGCCUAACACCGCGUUCCUGCCAUCAAAGUGGCUGGAUUCUAAAGGCUACAUCAAGACCGACCAAUACAGUCUGCGUGUACAGGAUAUAGCUGGAGUCUAUGCGUUGGGCUCGAUUACUUCCUUCACCAAUGGAAGUUUCUUCGACGCAAUCGAGCCCGUUCCGCCUCUCGCCGACAGUUUCCGGGACGACCAAUUGGUGCUGUAUCCGGAGGUGUCUUCCAGGGGCCAGACUUGGUGGGAGUGGAUAUUCGGUCGUCAAACACGAGUCUAUCAGCAAAAGACGUCGCUGACGCAGUUUGUGGCUGUGGGCCGAGAUGGAGGCGUCGGGGAACUCGGGGGUUGGCGAGUGCCAAGUGGGUUGGUAUACAAGGCUAAGGCAAAGACUUACAUGAUGGAGAAGAUGAAAUCGAUUGUAUACGGGCAAGAUUCUCGCCGAGCUUAG
This is a messenger RNA of Penicillium cataractarum, 1236 nucleotides long. Its product is annotated as NAD(P)/FAD-dependent oxidoreductase. The record is from RefSeq and is a predicted model, not a curated record. Gene Ontology annotation, cellular component: cytoplasm. Bases 1 to 1236 code for a protein of 411 amino acids. Lineage: Eukaryota; Fungi; Ascomycota; Eurotiomycetes; Eurotiales; Aspergillaceae. The transcript has a single exon. Gene Ontology annotation, molecular function: electron-transferring-flavoprotein dehydrogenase activity; flavin adenine dinucleotide binding.